ACACACAAGCAGCGCGGUACACAAGUCACUGCGGGCGCGUUGAUCUCACGCGCCUUUGCCUUCCUCAGCCCCUACGUAAGCACAAGUAUGGUCGGGCCUCCGUUAAUCCCCUCUUCCUCCAGCAACAGCAACGCGAACGUCAAGAAGGAUGACAAACCGGAGGACAAGCCAUGUCCAAAGCGAAGGCGAAAAUCGAUCGACGAUACAACAACACCCACAGCACCUCCAACAACAACAGCAGCGGCGCCAAAUAAAGACGGAGCUGCCCCAAAAGUAACGCAGGAGAAGGAGAAAGAUCAUGCCGACACGGCAAGCGUGGAUGCUGACGCUGUUAUUUCACGGACCCCCUUGCCGGAAGACAGCAGUGCCGCCGCCGCCGCCGCCGCCGCCGACGCCCAAGGACAAGGAGGCGGUGACGACGCCGACGGCAUGGCCGUCGAUGCCACCGCCGGUCGAACGACAGACGCCGAGCAGGCGGAGGGCGCCGAAGCUGAGCAAGGGGAGGAUGGUCAAGACCUUGAAGAAGAAGAGGAAGAAGAAGAGGAAGAGGAGGAGGAAGAGGAAGAGGAAGAGGAAGAGGAAGAGGAAGCGGGGGAGGCGGGGGGCGCUGCAUCGCCGCCAAGCGGAGAAAAGCCCGACGAGAGCAAGAUAGCCAGGGCGCGGUCCGCGUGGAUGCUCUUCCUCGCAGACAACCGGGAAGGGGUACGCAAGGAACACCCGGGUCUGGCCGUAGGCCCGAUGCAGAAGAUUCUGAGCGAGAUGUGGAAGGGGCUCGGGGAAGCGGAGGUCGCCCGCUACGCCAAGGUGCGCUCCCUGGACUAUCGUCCAGAAUAG
Messenger RNA from Ectocarpus sp. CCAP 1310/34, 834 nucleotides. Lineage: Eukaryota; Phaeophyceae; Ectocarpales; Ectocarpaceae. The record is from the annotation of a GenBank genome assembly.